Eucalyptus grandis is the source of this 1194-nucleotide messenger RNA. RefSeq names its product naringenin-chalcone synthase. NCBI's taxonomy places the organism in Eukaryota, Viridiplantae, Streptophyta, Magnoliopsida, Myrtales, Myrtaceae. The transcript has 3 exons. Gene Ontology annotation, biological process: polyketide biosynthetic process. The coding region runs from base 1 to 1194 and encodes 397 amino acids. The record is from RefSeq and is a predicted model, not a curated record. Gene Ontology annotation, molecular function: acyltransferase activity, transferring groups other than amino-acyl groups.
AUGGCGGCGGCCAUGGUUUCCGUGGAGAAGAUCCGCGAGAACCAGCGGGCCAAGGGUCCGGCGACUAUCCUCGCCAUUGGAACGGCGAACCCGGCGAACUGCAUGUACCAGGACGAGUUCCCCGACUACUACUUCCGCAUGACCAAGAGUGAGCACAUGACGGCUCUCAAGCAGAAGUUCAUCCGCAUAUGUGAGAAGUCGAUGAUCCACAAGCGCUACAAGCACUUGACCGAGGAGCUUCUCAAUAAAAACCCCGAGAUCUGCUCGUAUGACGCUCCUUCACUCAACGCACGCCAGGACAUAAGCACCGUCAGCAUCCCGAAGCUCGGCGAGGAGGCAGCGACGGAGGCCAUCAAGGAAUGGGGCCAACCCAAGUCCAAGAUCACCCACAUUGUAUUCUGCUCCCUCUCCGGCGCCGACAUGCCUGGUGCUGACUACCAGCUCAUGCGCCUCCUCGGCCUCAGCCCCUCCGUCAAGCGUGUCAUGCUCUACCACCUGGGCUGCUUUGCAGGCGGCACUGCCCUCCGUAUCGCCAAGGACCUUGCUGAGAACAAUGCUGGUGCGCGCGUCCUCAUUGUCUGCUCUGAGAUCACUGUCGCGUCCUUCCGAGGUCCAUCAGAUGAGAACCAUGGCAACCUCGCGAGCCAGGCCCUCCUUGGGGACGGCGCCGCGGCGCUCAUCAUAGGGUCCGACCCGGAGAUCCCAUCCGAGCAGCCCAUAUUCCAACUCGUGUGGACUGCGGAGACCGUUUUGCCAAACUCAGAGAGCACCGUCGAGAGCCAAGUGCGUGACGGGGGGCUCACCUUAGUUUUAUCCGACAGGGUCCCCCUAUUGAUCGCAAGCAACAUCGAGAAGAGCUUGAAUGAGGCGUUCGAUUCUCUCGGCAUAACCGACUGGAACUCCAUCUUCUGGGUGCCUCAUCCGGGUGGCCCGGCCAUACUCAACCAAAUCGAGGCCAAGCUAGGGUUGAGAAAGGAGAGGCUCCGAGCGGUGAGGCACGUGCUUAGAGAGUACGGGAACAUGUCGAGCGCGUCUGUCUUCUUCGUCCUUGAUGAGAUGCGGAGGAAGUCGGUCGAGGAAGGACUCGCGACCACCGGCGAGGGGUUGGAGUGGGGCGUCCUUUUUGGGUUUGGGCCGGGCCUCACGGUGGAGACGGUGGUGCUUCACAGCGUGCCAAUAGUGCCCCCCGGAUGA